Messenger RNA from Olea europaea var. sylvestris, 1800 nucleotides. Its product is annotated as ACT domain-containing protein ACR4-like. NCBI's taxonomy places the organism in Eukaryota, Viridiplantae, Streptophyta, Magnoliopsida, Lamiales, Oleaceae. The transcript is spliced from 8 exons. The record is from RefSeq and is a predicted model, not a curated record. Bases 148 to 1461 code for a protein of 437 amino acids.
UCUCCCUUCCUUUCUAUUUAAUUACUGAAUCAUGAAAUUUUGAAGAGAAGCUCAAAUUAGAAAGCCCAAAAGAGUUCUGACAUUUACAUGUACGUACAGUCCAUGUAUAUCUUUACAAAAAGUGAGAUGUGAUCCUCAAGAAUUUACAUGGACAGUACAAUGAGUUCUUCACUGAACAUGGAUGAUGAGUAUGAGAAAUUCAUCAGGAGAAUGAACCCUCCAAGAGUUGAAAUUGAUAAUGAAUCCUGCGAAAAUGCAACGAUUAUUGAGGUGGGCAGUGCUAACAAACAUGGAAUACUUCUGCAAGUUGUACAAGUCCUUACUGAUCUUAAUCUUGUGAUAACUAAAGCUUAUAUUUGCUCUGAUGGAGGAUGGUUCUUGGAUGUUUUUAAUGUUACUGAUCAUGAUGGAAACAAGAUUACAAAUGAAGGGAUUCUGGACUAUAUCCAGAAGUCACUUGGUCCGGAUUCUUGUUAUGCGUCGUCUAUGGAAAGAUCUGUUGGGGUGAUUUCGGGAAUGGACCACACCUCUAUCGAGUUAAUAGGAAGUGAUAGACCGGGUUUACUUUCUGAAGUGAGUGCCGUUCUCACUCACCUUAAAUGUAAUGUGAUGAAUGCUGAGGUGUGGACACAUAAUACCCGAGCGGCAGCUGUAAUGCAAGUAACCGAUGAAGAAAGUGGAGGUCCAAUUACCGAUCCUGAGAGGCUGUCCAAGAUAAAGCGACUUUUAUGUAAUGUACUUAAGGGAAGCAACAAAUCCCGGGAAGCGAAGACUGUGGUCUCUCAUGGGGUCACUCACACUGAGAGAAGGCUUCACCAGAUGAUGUUUGCCGAUCGAGACUACGUACGUGCGGGCAAUGACGCCAUGGUUGAAAGAGAACGACCGGAUGUGAAUGUUGUCAAUUGGGAGGACAGAGAUUACUCGGUGAUCACAAUCCGGUGCAAGGAUAGGCCGAAACUUAUAUUUGAUGUAGUCUGCACUUUGACAGACAUGCAAUAUGUGGUUUUCCAUGGAAAUGUUGAUGUCAAGGGGACAGAAGCAUAUCAGGAGUACUGUAUAAGACAUAUCGAUGGAUCCCCGGUGAAAUAUGAUGCUGAGAGAGAGAGGGUGAUCCAAUGUCUUGAAGCAGCAAUAGAAAGACGAGUAUCUGAGGGAUUGAAACUCGAACUGCGCACAACGGACAGAGUUGGGCUGCUGUCUGAUGUCACUCGAAUUUUUCGUGAAAAUAGCCUCACCGUACUAAGAGCAGAAGUGACAACAAGGGAAGGUAAAGCCGUUAAUACAUUUUAUGUUCGUGAUGCAUCCGGAUAUCCUGUCGAUCAAAAGAUAGUAGAUUCUAUUAGGAAAACAAUUGGACAGACUAUACUCCAUGUAAAAGGCUGCCCUCAAGAGUUAAAUCAUGUUCCCCAAGAAUCUCCUAUUAGGUUCCUCUUUGGUGGCCUCUUCAAGUACAGAUCCUAGUGUAAUUUUGGUUUGAUUAGGUCAUACCCCUGAAGUACUAAUUAUUUGGCCUUUUUCGCACCGGACAUUCCCAACCCCUCGACUGAUCCAGGUUCGAUCACCUUAAGUGACACAGAUUAGACAUCUUUUGAUAAAGCUACCGCAUAUGUGAUUAUGGUCUAUUUGGUCCAUUCCUUAGAAAUGGUUCAACAUUGUUGGAUCCAUGAAAUCUCAGAUUGUAGUAUUUGAAUCUUGUUGCUGACGCCGAACUGUGUCCAGAAUAAAUCCUUUGUACAAAAAUUUCUGUCUUCUGCUAGUUACUAAAUGAAGCAAUGAAUCAACUUGCACUACUUUUGUUUA